UGAUCAUAAUAUGAAGAUUGUGACAUAUUGACGCAACGUGUGUAUGUAUAAACAUGUGAAAACAUUAAUAUCAAAACAUAUGUAGAGUGCAUACAAAAUGGAUCUCCUAGACCAACGUAAGACCAAACAAGUAUGCCAGUGCUCCCAGAAACUGAAUUAUAAUGUGAUGCCUGUGUCCCAGCCAGUGCGUGCCAAGAGUUUGUUACGCGCAAACUUAGAAAAUUCUCGCGGACGUCUUUUGCAAAGCAGAAUGCCAAACAUCAAAGUCUUUAGUGGCACGUCGCAUCCGGAUUUGGCUCAGCGUAUCGUCGACAGGCUCGGUAUAGACAUUGGAAAAGUUGUCACCAAGAAAUUUAGCAACCUCGAAACAUGUGUGGAAAUAGGAGAAUCCGUUCGAGGAGAAGAUGUGUACAUUGUACAAAGUGGAAGUGGAGAAGUAAAUGACAAUUUGAUGGAACUGUUGAUUAUGAUCAAUGCAUGUAAAAUUGCUUCAGCAUCACGUGUAACAGCAGUGAUUCCCUGUUUCCCAUACGCGAGACAAGAUAAGAAGGAUAAGAAUCAAAUUGUCAUGAAGUCAAACGAGUGGAAGUUCAGGAGUCGAGCACCUAUUUCUGCAAAAUUGGUAGCAAAUAUGCUCUCGGUAGCAGGAGCUGAUCACAUCAUUACAAUGGAUUUGCAUGCUAGUCAAAUUCAAGGAUUUUUCGACAUUCCAGUUGACAACUUAUUUGCUGAACCUGCAGUGUUAAAAUGGAUUAAGGAAAAUAUUGUUGAAUGGCGGAAUAGUAUUAUCGUUUCUCCGGAUGCGGGUGGUGCUAAAAGGGUAACGUCCAUCGCUGAUCGAUUAAACGUUGAGUUUGCGCUUAUACAUAAAGAAAGGAAGAAAGCAAAUGAAGUUGCCAGUAUGGUAUUAGUUGGAGAUGUAAAAGAUAGAGUUGCCAUCCUAGUAGAUGACAUGGCUGAUACUUGUGGCACUAUUUGUCACGCAGCAGAAAAACUGCUGGAGGCCGGUGCUACAAAAGUUUAUGCUAUUUUGACACAUGGUAUUUUCAGUGGUCCAGCAAUAAGCAGAAUUAAUAAUGCAUGUUUCGAAGCUGUUGUAGUAACAAAUACUAUUCCUCAAGAUGGUCAUAUGAAAGAUUGUCCAAAAAUACAGUGCAUUGAUGUAUCAAUGAUGUUUGCCGAAGCUGUAAGACGGACUCACAAUGGUGAAUCUGUAUCGUACCUGUUUUCAAAUGUACCGUAUUAGACACAAAUCUCCUAAAAAUGUACUCUAUGAAACUGUGUAAGGAGAGCGUAUUCCUUUCAAAUGUGUUUACUGUUAUUCAUAGUUUAGUUUAAAAUAAUUUGCCCACAGCAAAAGUCUUGAAAUAGGUACUAGUGUUAUUUCUUUGAAUUGUGAAUCAUAUGUUCUCCUUUUUCUUUUUGUUUGUUUUUGAUAGAUGUGUGUAGGGAAUAAGAGAUUAGAUAGAUAAAAUGUACAAUCCAUCUUGAUCAGAAGUAAGUUGAUAAUUAAUAGUUAUAAACAAGAAUCCUCAGAAUGAAAUUGUUUGAAAAUAAUUAAAUUUUCGCUAGGCUGGUACUUAAAGUGCUAAAUACAUUAUUACCUGGUUUAGAGUAUAAUUUGAAUGAUACUCGAGACGUUAAAAAUGAAAUACAUCUAUUAUCGUGAUGUGAACUGACGUUACAUUCGUCCUGAGUAAAUAAUUCAGGAUAGAAAGUAUUUCCAUGGAUGUACCUGGACAUUCAUGCAAAAUAAUUGCGCCAUUAGAGGCAUAUCUCAUUUUUACAAAUAUGUGCAAACAGUUUGCAAUAUUAAAUUUUUCACAUGAUAAUAUAAAAUGUCGAUAAGACUAGCUUUUUACAAUUCUAAUAUGAUGUGGUAUUAUAUUUUAAUACAUCGUAUCUAUUACAGCGUAUUCAAUAGAAAAAUAAUGUUGAGAAAACGUAUCUUUUUUCGAGUAUCUUUUACUACCAUAAUUUGUUAAGGAAACAAAAAUAUGCUAUUUGUACAAACAUGUUUCUAUUACAGAAUAUACUCUGUCUUCAUUUAACAGAGAAAUCCGACUUUACAGUCACCUACUCAGUUAGCUUUGGACCAAUAUAAUAUGGAAAUAUAAGUCAAUAUACAUGCAACAUUGUUUAUAUGCAAACCUUUUUUAAUUCGAAAAGCAAUACCACUUGUUAAAGAAUUUGGUAUUACAAUAAAUAUCUUUACAAAAAUGCAAUUAUAAUUUUGUAUUAAUAUAUUGGAAAAAUUAUAUACAGGAUUAUUGUGUGACUUUAGUAUAAAAUUAACUUAAUUGAAUGCCAUAAUUCUAAUCUUUUACCAUAUUCAAUUAUGUAGAAAUACUUUAUUGUAAUAGAAGUUACAAUUUCGUAUGAAAUGUAAUUGAAGUAAGUGUUCUCAAGUACAAUAAUUUCAUUAGUUGAUUAUCAAAUUAAUAGACUAGUUCAAUUUCCGCUAUUAACUAGAUAUAUUAAUCUACGAUCUAUUUGUUGCACUAUAAUACUCAAAUUUUAUUAUAUUUUAUUAAAUUGUAUUUGCGAUU
This is a messenger RNA of Nomia melanderi (Alkali bee), 2549 nucleotides long. The record is from RefSeq and is a predicted model, not a curated record. NCBI's taxonomy places the organism in Eukaryota, Metazoa, Arthropoda, Insecta, Hymenoptera, Halictidae.